AUGGUCGUUCCAUACCGGGCCAAAGGUGUCCCGUCCGACAACGCAGAAUUCGGCCACUCUGAUGUGGCGAUUACUCUGACAUGUCUCAGCUACUACUAUGAAGGACUGACCCUGGGCCAGCUGCUUGGGUGCUUUACGCGCUUGGGUAAAGAGAACGACCCUUCAAUUAUUUUCCAGAACUGGAUAUCCAGAUGUGCUCAUGAGCUUCCAGAUGGAUUACGAGCGUUCACCGGGGUGAACAUUGAAGACAGCAGAGCUUUUGAAAAUUUAAUUUACCCCCUAUUACGGUUUCAGAGAGAGGUCAUCAAUUUCUAUCUUUCUCAAUCCGUGUUUCCAAAAGCGGCAAAGGAGUUCCCUAGGAAGCUUACAACAUCGGCGUGGGAUAUCCCAUCCCAGUCGGGUAAGCAACGCACAACAGGCUUCAGUGGAACAAAUGACAAUCGAUUUCUCCUCCCCCAUUCAAUUCAUCAGUGUGACCUCCCCCAGCUGCUCCACAAUAAUGCCAUGGUCCUUGGUCUCUUGCUUCGAGAGAAUAAUCGCCAAUGUGUACUAGCACAGGAUGAGAAUGGCGGACAUCUUAAUGUGGAUCAGCUUCUGGAAACUAUCUGCAGGGACUGCAACGCUCGCGUUUUGAUCGACGUGGGUGCACAGAUUUUGGAAUACCGAAAUCAAUCUGUUGCCCAGCGCUGGCUUUCUAUGACGUCUGAGUCUGAAAUUGAAGCGGCAAUUUUCUUCAAUAAUGAAGAUGAAGUCAUGGUGGUUGAUCGUCAAGGACAUAUUGAACCGUUGUUUUCAUCUUUAUUCCGGCAACGAAUGAAUGCUUGUUUGGUAUUUCUUGAUCAAGAGCAUUCGCGGGGUGUUGACCUCAAGUUGCCCUGUGAUGCUCGAGCAGCUGUGAUACUGGGGCCCCGUUUGACGAAGGAUCCACUCGUCCAAGGUUUGUUUAUUCCACCAAAAUACGGGUAUAUAGAGUCAGCUUCUAACAUCAAGGUAGCGUGCAAUAGAAUGCGCAAGCUUGACAAAAACCAGUCUGUGGUCUUCCUCGUGCCCCCCGAGGUCAGUCACAGUAUGCAAGCUCUUUUCAACACCGAAUCGCUUGAAGGGUUUACUUCGGUUCAUGUGCUUCAGUGGACGAUGACGCAGACCUGUCUCAGUCUGGAUAAUCUGCGGCCUCUUUGGAUAAACCAUGGACUUCAGUACCACAGACGGAUGCAACUGUGGAGGUCAUUGACUUCUCAACACAACUUUCGCCCGGGAAUUCUCACUCGCGUUCAGGAGCCUGAAGCACGAACCCUUGCUGAGCUUUACGCUCCCUGGGCAAGACCGCCCACCUCUUCGGCGCAAAGCAAUCCCGGAUGGGACAUCGAUAACCCUCAAGUCAAAGAUCUCCUGGAGGGGCGAAAAUUGGCCACAGAUUUAGGCAUAAGCUACUGCUCUCUUCACGAGGAGCAGGAAAGGGAGGUUGAGUGCGAGGUUGAACGAGAGCAACAAAUGUAUCGCCCUCCUCCGCACUUACCCCGUGAGCACAUUCUUGAUGAGAACGUGAAACAUUUCGCCAAUUUUGGAAAAGCCAAAUCUGGAGGCAGUUCUACGGCAAUUCAACGGGCGUUCAUGAGCAUGCAAAAUACUUCAGUUGGUGACACGACUUUCCCCCACUGUCUAGGAUCUCAGCUAUGGGUCACCAAGGACUUCAUCGCCACUGUACAGCUCAAGAAGCGUGACAUGAACGAUGAAUUCAUGAAACCUGUCAACUGGGUCUUGUCAAGUAUUUACAGCGAUGACAUGGUCAUCGUCAGCCAGCACGAAGCCAAUGAGCUUUUGCCUGUGAUCCGCAAAUCGCCCUACUCUCGUCUUCAUUUAUACCGUCCACGAACAACCAACACAAUGCAGUCUUUUAGGAAUCUCGACUUGUUCACCACCGGGGCUGGUGCCGCUAAUUACCAGCCUCCCGAAGAUGCAGCUCGAGAUCUGGAACUGUUCGCCGGAAGCCUUUAUUUCGUUUCCUUCGAGGAUUACAAAAGGUUCCGCUCCUUCCUUGGCCUUGCUACGGACGACGUGGACAAGAUUCUGGAGGAAAAUUUGUCCAACGACGGCUUUGUCGACGAGUGGAUUCGUCGAGUAAUGGAGUGGCCGGUUUUCUCGCCUUUCGUGGACAACCCACUUCCUUUCCUUAGAGUUCUUAUGGAUAUUCGAACUAGGGGGCACAAAUACGAGCGAACUCAUAUGGGUUCGAUCGUCGGAGCGAGGCCAUUGACCAAAGAUAACUUUUGA
This is a messenger RNA of Penicillium alfredii, 2271 nucleotides long. RefSeq lists its product as uncharacterized. The record is from RefSeq and is a predicted model, not a curated record. The transcript has a single exon. NCBI's taxonomy places the organism in Eukaryota, Fungi, Ascomycota, Eurotiomycetes, Eurotiales, Aspergillaceae. Bases 1 to 2271 code for a protein of 756 amino acids.